Molecule: messenger RNA, 453 nt
Organism: Mesocestoides corti
Lineage: Eukaryota; Metazoa; Platyhelminthes; Cestoda; Cyclophyllidea; Mesocestoididae
Source: the annotation of a GenBank genome assembly
AUGGCAGCCGUUAUUCAAGCUGAUAGGUUCCUAAUCACUGUGCUUAAACGUGGCUUUGCUUCGAAGAAAGCUGUGAAGGGUGUUGCUGCAGUCGCACGAACACGCGAGAUUCCUGUGGAGACUGAUACGAAUAUGUUGGUGAAUUAUUGCUGUAUAAAUUAUCGGAUUGACGACAAGCCGAUUCCUCUAAAGCCUGAUAGUGAAUAUCCUGAAUGGUUGUGGUCAAUCAGAACGUCUAGACGACCGCCACCACUUUCUGAAAUAAAUCCUGAUUCUUACUAUUACUGGCGACGUCUUCGUCGACUUUACAACCGAUACUUAAAUAACGUUGCUGGUAUGGACGGUUGGCAUCGUCGAGAACAUCGUGAUCCUCGGUCCCACUCCGAGAGAGCGUACGGCGAUCUGUUUUACGCACUCAAUAAGUGGUCUUCAGAAAAGGCCUCCCAAUCAUAA